Molecule: messenger RNA, 1293 nt
Organism: Porites evermanni
Lineage: Eukaryota; Metazoa; Cnidaria; Anthozoa; Scleractinia; Poritidae
Source: the annotation of a GenBank genome assembly
AUGGCUGCUGGAGGUCAAACUUGGAGUAAGUUUAAAGAUAAAAUGAAGGAGCUGCGCCAAGGGAAGAGAGCCAAGAAGGAUUCUAGUAAGGCAGCCAAAGAGCUUGAGACCUUAGUUGUACAGCGCCUUAGCGCAGAGGUUUCGGGAAAAGCACAGAAAUACUCUCGAGUUGGUGCGCGCGAGUUCGUGUCCUUCGAAGACUUCGACGAAAUCUCCAUCAGCAACAUCAAGAGAGCUUGCAUGAAGCACUUCGGUAUGUUGGAAACGAUGUCAUGCGAUGUACUCGCAGGGGAGCAAGGGCCAUCUUGUUACUCGCUAAAACAGUUACCAAACUUGAAAGUAAUCCACGUGCGAUUCAUUGAGGGUAAAGUCCAAGACGCUCCGGUUGAAGUUCUCUGUGAGCGGCGGAAGAGAAAGAUCGACGACAUUUCCGAGGGUGAUAAUGCUGAACAUGGGAAGGCAGCGGUUGCUGUGGCAUCGCUACCACAACGGGUGUCAUCACAAAGCCCUAGCAAGUUUGUUCCGCGGAGCCUGUCCGUGGUUGACAUGCUAGGAUUGGGAAAGCUCAUCCCAAAUACCACAACCUCUGUUGAGAUGUUCAAUUUUGACAUGUCGGUAAUGGCGUGGACCGGAAGACCAACUGCCGUGGAGUUUUCUAUUGAAUCCCAGCCAUUUGGAACAGGUGGAUUUCGGAAGGCCUUUAAAGCGACUUCUAAUGACAGAGGAUUCCAAGGCUCUACGUGGGUGGUGAAGAGAUAUCUAGAAAAGGCUUCGGAAGAUAUCAUUGCCAUUGGACAGACACUGGAAGAACAUACAAAGAAGGUAGUGCAAAUGCACUACCUAGCACGGAAUUUCGCAGCUAAACUGAAAGAAGAGCUUAUAGCAAGCGAUAAUGAAAUCCUUUUUGGGGAGACCAUGAGUUACAAGAAGAUAUACAUGGGAACAAUUGACGGGGAAUAUGUAACGGUGGAAGAGUUUAUAGACGGGACAUUCCACAAAUAUAUCAACAACAAUGGGAACAUAUGCCAAGGCGAAAAUGCUGAUCCCUUGACCAAGAAGGCAGAGUGUCUAGCUCACUUCUCUUAUGAACGGUCACAGAAAGAGGUCAUGUUGCUGGAUAUACAAGGCUGUGGAAGUUGCCUUUUCGACCCAGAGAUUGCCAGCAAGCAGCUAGAUCCCAAGAACAUGCUGUUUUGUACAGGUAAUCUUUCCCACAAUGCCAUACAGAACUUCACUGCAAGCCAUAAGUGCAAUGACUACUGCAAUCUGUUGAAAUUAACUCCAUUUGAGUGA